AUAGGGAGGCCGUUGGUGGGAGGAGAGCGAGUAAGCGUUGACGCGAGCUGACCAGGAAUAUAGCGCAUACAUAUUUUAGGGGGUGCAUGUGGUGGGAGAAGAAGAAGAAGAAGAAGAAGGGGAAGAAGAAGGGGAAGAAAGGGGUUACUGGCGGACACGCUGCGUCGGCUGUGCUUUAUCAGCCGACCGCUGCUGAUCUCUGGACUCUGUCACGUUGAGCAACAGCAGCAUGAGGGAUCAUUUCGACAAAGACACGUGAAUGAGAGAAAAAGCAACCGCGGGCGUGAUUGGUGCGGCCGCGGAGGGGCGGACGACAAAAGCGCCAGCGGCAAUUUCCAGUUGAGUUGUCGAGAGAAGCUCUCUGUGAGGCACAGUGCUGGAAACAACUUUUGAUUUCAGAGUAUGGGUGGGGCGGUGGGCUUCAGAGGCGAAAGGGGUCAUUGUGGUGACUGGCAGCGCAAGGGACAAGGACUCAUGUGAGACGGCGAGGAAUUCGGCAAGGAAAGCAAAGGAAGCGGACUCGGGCUCCAGCAUGGGAGUGAAGAGCAAGGCCGCCUUGGCGAUCGGCGUCCUGCUGCUGUUCCUCGGCAGCCUCUGGCUCCAUGGCGGUUUGGAUUCCCACUGGGAUGCGUGUGGAAAAGGUUACAAUCAAGUCAAUGAGUCACCGCGCCAGCGGGCCAACAGCAGCGGCUCCCGAGGCUCGGCGGGCCACCGGCACCUGCAGGAGUGCCCCGGGCAGACCUUCCAGGUGUCGCUGCUGCUCAGCCACCUGCUGGCGUCACCGGCCGUCGCCUCUGAUGUGCUGCUUCGGCCUUAUCUGUCCAGCUGGGACGAGCUCGUCAAGUUUAUGGAGGCUCUGGGCCCCAUGGUCGGCCUGAUAUCUAAAGAAAUACAAAGCAAGACCUCAAUUAUCCGGGAGUUGGCCCUUCUAGCUGAGGCCAACCCCGAAGCAGAGGUCAAUCCCGAAAACACCGCGGGCCCGGAGGCCGGAGCGGGAACUCUGCACCCCUCGCAGCGUUCCGGUGCUUACCGCUCGGUGCGUUCCAUGAUCUGGGUGGAGCUGAGACGAGGCUCGGUGGACUUCGACCGCCAGACGGACUCCGGAUGCCGGACUCUUCUCCGAUUGCACCGAGCUCUGCUUUGGCUCGAGCGCUUUCUGGACAAGCUGGCCGAGAUCCCGGCGGCGGGCCUGCUCAGGAGCCCGUCGGAGCUGUGCCGGGAGGCCUACGGGACCACGCUGGCCAACCACCACACCUGGUUUGCGCGCAGGGCUGCCGAGCUGGCCUUCAUCGCCAUGCCCGAGAGGGGCUUCUUCUUCAGGCUGAUGUGUGUGCAGAACCAGGAGGAGCUGAGCACAGUUCUGGGACGGGUGGUCCGGGCCAUCGGGGUGGUCUAUGACAGGACGCAGAAAGCGCUGGAGGAGAAUGGCAUGCUAGAUUUGCCAUAAAAAUUUUUUUAAUUUUUGUAUUUUUUUAAAAGAUGUUCAGACAGAAGCCUUCAUUGUCACCACGUGGAACACAACGGAUUCUUGGACAUCAAUAUGGUGAAAAUGUGAACGAGCAUACAAUAUAACCACGGGAACUGCCAUAUUUUACGAAACACAAACACAAGGGCGCUUCAUUUAUUUGCGCUAUUACAUUCCCGAAAUAGAACGUCUCCAAAUGUGCCCUUAAGCUUUUGAAGGCAGCUAAUGAUGCAAUUGACCUUUACGGUUGCAAAGAGAAGCCAAUGCAGAAGUGCCUUAAUAUUGCAUUCCUUCGAAUGGCCACCAGGUGGCAAACUUUCGCUCCCAGCCUUUCGGAAACCUUUUUUUUCAGCCAGGGCCCCCAUUUUACGGGAGAAAAAUGGAAACGGCACAUCACCAAAGAAACAUUUCGCAAAAACUGAUAUGACGAUCCGGUCUCAAUUGACUCACAAACGUCAUCGCUCCAUGUGGAAUCCGUGCCCAUUUAAUUGAACACAUAGAUAGAUGAACAAACAUAUUUGUAAUUCAUACUUUUCAGAUCUAUUAAGUUGAAUUGGUUAAUGUCUCUGGUUGGAAUCACUGACUUAACCAAUGACUUUUGUUAACAUUUUCCUCGUGAGUUUAAGGUCCACGUCGUCCGCUUGAAGUUCAUGAUAAUAUGUAACUUAUUGUCGCUAAUAGUAAAGGUGCCCAUUUCUCAGCGCUCUCCUUUUGUGUGACAAAAUCUCAUCAUAAUCUCAUAAAGAUCCUCAUUCAGCUCUCAUGUCGAUUCUGAAAUAGAAAUGAUUGAAUGGCCGCCGUAACCCGAACACCGCACUGGUCUCCGUGAGACUUGACCUUCAAGCCGCAAAUACCUCUAAUGCCAGGUAAUCCCGCCCGCCUCCCUUUUCUAAGAAGACGCCGUGACGAGGAGACAAAGGUGAUGAGAGAUCACAGGAGAGCUACACUGAGACUCGAGAUGGAAUCCGAACCAAGUUUGGCCUCCCCGCGGUUCCACUUUGCAGCUUGCAAACGAGAUCAGAGGCAGAGGCCACGCUGUUGACGUUUGGUUCCCUUUAAAUGACAUUUAUUCAUUCUCUAUCUUGUUUUGCAGUAAACAUGAGCAAAAAUAUACAUACAGUCAGAGCAAGAAAAUAAAACAACGACAGAAUAGAAUUAUCAUCCAUUUGGGCAACGAUACCGAGCGGAUUCUUCUCUUUGCGCCACAUUCCUGGAUAUGAUUUCAUAUGAGGGUUGUGGAAGGAAGGGAAAUAAAAAAAAAAAAAAACAUCUUUAGUAUACGUCUAGCGAUAGUUUGGGCUGGAACACGUCGUGUCUUUCGGUGAAAGGUUUACACACAACGUUCCUUUUCAUUCAUUGCAAACCUGAAAACCUUAUUCGAUGGGCGGGGCAAGGGCGCAAAUAUCAUACACACACACACACACACACAAAUACAAAAACAAA
Phyllopteryx taeniolatus (common seadragon) is the source of this 2908-nucleotide messenger RNA. It is a transcript of the gene gltpd2b, whose product is annotated as glycolipid transfer protein domain containing 2b. Gene Ontology annotation, molecular function: ceramide 1-phosphate binding; ceramide 1-phosphate transfer activity. The transcript has 4 exons. The coding region runs from base 533 to 1447 and encodes 304 amino acids. Lineage: Eukaryota; Metazoa; Chordata; Actinopteri; Syngnathiformes; Syngnathidae. Gene Ontology annotation, biological process: ceramide transport; intermembrane lipid transfer. Gene Ontology annotation, cellular component: membrane; cytoplasm; cytosol. The record is from RefSeq and is a predicted model, not a curated record.